Priapulus caudatus is the source of this 444-nucleotide messenger RNA. Its product is annotated as symplekin-like. The annotation marks the transcript as partial. NCBI's taxonomy places the organism in Eukaryota, Metazoa, Priapulida, Priapulimorpha, Priapulimorphida, Priapulidae. Gene Ontology annotation, cellular component: mRNA cleavage and polyadenylation specificity factor complex. The transcript has 2 exons. The record is from RefSeq and is a predicted model, not a curated record.
GUGUGGAAGCAGAAGAAGGUGUGGGUGGGAUUCGUAAAGUGCUGCCAGCAGACGAUGCCACAGUCGCUGCAGGUGCGGCUCGAACUGCCCGCAGAGCAGCUAGCUGACGUGUUCAAGAUCAGCCCUGAGGUGCGGCUGCCGCUGCUGCGCCACGUCCAGUCAUUCACCGACCACCAGCGAGACCACCUCAACAAGGACAUCGUCAAGGUUCUAGAGAAGGAGCCGGUCAAGGUCGAACCGCACCCGGAGAAGCUCGUCGUCGUCAUGGCAACAGAGGGCGCCGCUGACGUGAAGCUGCCGGGAGUCGUGGCGGUGUCGGCAGCCGACGUCGUCCUCGUGAAGCAGGAGGCGAAGGUGCGCUCGCUGUCUAGCCGUGUCUUUCCUUGCGACGAGAUUCCACGGAUGCAUCCGUUUGAGCGACAUGAGAGCGCGUACCCCCCUUAG